This is a messenger RNA of Ahaetulla prasina, 9233 nucleotides long. Its product is annotated as zinc finger protein 239-like. Lineage: Eukaryota; Metazoa; Chordata; Lepidosauria; Squamata; Colubridae. Bases 8094 to 9233 code for a protein of 379 amino acids. The transcript is spliced from 2 exons. The record is from RefSeq and is a predicted model, not a curated record.
GGUGUUGGCAGGGAGGCAGAGAUCGACUUCUAGGCGCCUCACUUGUGGGGUGCCACAGGGGUCGGUUCUCUCGCCUCUCCUGUUCAACAUCUACAUGAAGCCGCUGGGUGAGGUUAUCCGUGGUUUUGGGGUGGAUUAUCAUCUGUACGCUGAUGAUACUCAGCUGUACAUUUCCACCCUGAACCACCCCAAUGAAGCUAUCGAGGUGAUGGACCGGUUUCUUGAGGCCAUGUGGGUCUGGAUGGGGAGGAACAGGCUCCAGCUCAACCCCACCAAGACAGUGGGGUUCUGGCAUCCCGGUACAGUCAGCUUACACCUUCACUGACUUUUGGGGGUGAAGUUUGGGCCUGGACUAUUCCAAUGCUCUCUACCUGGGGUUCCCCUUGAAGAGCACCAGGAGGCUCCAGCUAGUCCAGAAUGCAGCUGCGCGGGUAAUAGAGGGAGCACCACGUUCCUCCCAUAUAACACCUAUCCUGCAUGACCUGCACUGGCUGCCGGUAGCCUUCCGGGUGCAAUUCAAGGUGCUAGUGACCACCUUCAAAGCGCUCCAUGGCUUAGGACUGGGUUAUCUACGAGACCGCCUUCUGCCACUGACAGCCUCCCAAUGACCUGUGCGCUCCCACAGAGUGGGCCUGCUCCGGGUGCCAUCAUCCAAACAAUGUCGGUUGGUGGCCCCCAGAGGGAGAGCCUUCUCUGUGGCAACACCGGCCCUUUGGAACGAGUUACCUCCGGGGUUACGACAACUCCCCGACCUCCGAAACUUCAAGCGGGAAUUGAAGACUUUCUUAUUCAAUCGUGCGGGACUAGCCUAAGUGUAUUUUAAUUAAUUUAUUAUAAUUUUUAAAUUUUAAAGGGUUUUAUCGGUCUUGGGCCGUUUUAGUUAAUUGGCCUAUUAAAUAUUUUGUUUUAAAUUUUAAAUCUAUUAUUUAUAUUUUGCAUUUUCUGUAUUCUUAAUAUGGCUGUAAACCACACUGAGUCCUUCGGGAGAAGGCGGUAUAGAAAUUAAAUUAUAAAUAAAAUAAAUAAAUAAAAAUCAUUUAUCCAAUAUUUUCCCCUCUUCAAAUUUUAUAAUAACCCAUUUCUUUUAAAACAUUUAUUCCAUCCCUUUAUCCUGAAAAAUAUUUGAUCAAAUCUAAUUCCCAUAUUUUUUGUCCCUUUUCUUGGCCCUCCCUUUCAAGAAACAAAAUACAGCUCAAUUAUCUGUAAUAUUUAUCAAAGACCUAUAAUGCUCUCAUUAUAGGUCAUGUAAUGUAAUGCUCUCUACAUGGGGCUCUCCCCAUGUAAUGCUCUCUACAUGGGGCUCCCCUUGAAGUGCACUCGGAGGCUUCAGUUAGUCCAGAAUGCAGCUGCGCGGGUGAUAGAGGGAGCUACGCGUAGCUUUAAAGUGCUCCAUGGCUUAGGGCCUGGGUACUUACGGGACCGCCUGCUGUUACCACAUGCCUCCCACUGACCAGUACGCUCUCACAGAGAGGGACUUCUCAGGGUGCCGUCCGCCAAACAAUGUCGGCUGGCGGCCCGCAGGGGAAGGGCCUUCUCUGUGGGGGCUCCCACACUCUGGAACGAGCUUCCCCUGGGUUUACGCCAAAUACCUGACCUUUGGACAUUCCAUCGCGAACUGAAGACACACCUUUUCAUCCGCGCGGGGCUGGCUUGAAUUGAAUUUUAAUGUUAAAUUUUAUUAAUUUUAAAUGGGGUUUUUUAGUGUAUGGCAAAUUUUUAAUUUUCAGGCUAAUUUAAAUAAGUUUUUUAAAUUGCAUUUUAAAUUGUACUUUGUAUUGUUUGUUUCAUUUUGCCUGAGUCCUUCGGGAGAAGGGCGGUAUAAAAAUCAAAUAAAUAAUAAUAAUAAUAAUAAAAUAAUAAUAACCAAAAAAUAAAAUAAAAGCUAGGUCAAAUUCUCUCCUAUCUUAAAUCUCACCUUAGUUAAAAGGUCACCCAUCACUUAUUUGUUUCAAAAUCCCAUUCCAAGUAAAAAAAAGAGAGAAACAAUUAAAAUAGUAAAAAACAAUUAUCCCACUUCUCAUAUAAAAACAAAUUUAAAAGCCAAGUAAAAAUCUCUCCUGCCUUAACUCUCACCCUAAUUGAAAGGUCUUCCAUCACUUAUUUAUGUCAAAAUCCCUUUCCAAAUAAAAAAGCAUCAAAUAGGUCACAAAAGCAAAUUAAAAAAGAACACAUUUCACACCUAUUGCUCAUGUUCAGCUAGUUAUAUUGGAGGUUUUAUCUCCAAAUAAAAAGCAACAUAAAAAGGAACAAAUAAAAACAAAGUAAAAAUCUCUCCUAUGAUAAAACAAAAAUAAAUAAAUAAAUAAAAAUUUCUCCUAUCUUAAGCCUUACCUUAAUUAAAAAAUCCCCUAUCACUUGUAUUAUUUCAAAAUCCCAUUCCAAGUGAAAAACAUUAAAAUGAUAAAGUAAAAAGAAAAAAGAAAGGAACAAACAGUAUCUCAUUUCUCACGCAUUAAUCAUAUUCAAAUCUUCUACUUAAAAGCUUUAUCUUCAGAUUUUUUCAGUUUCACUAAAUGUGCUCAAAAUACUUUAUUUUCUUAACUUAUUAAAUUCUUUGUUUGCCCCCAUCCUCCUCAACAUUAAUACAGGUUUUAAUUUCAAACAUUCUCAGAAACAAACAAUAUCCCAUUUCUCACUCAAUGUUCAUAUUCAAAAAGCUUUCAAUUUCACUAGAUGUGCUCAGAAACUAUAUUUUCUUAAUUUAUUGAAUUCCUUGUCUUAUUUAUUCUUUAAUAUGCAACUCUUAAAGGUCAACCAUCUAGAUGCAAAAAUAUUUCUUUGGAAUGUCCUGAAAUCACAAGAACAUUCCUCUUUUGUAUUUCUUCUUCUGCCUUUAGGUGUCAGUCUUUAGUGGUUAUUUAAUAUUAUUUUCUAUGUUAUUCUUUAAUAUUAUCAGUCUUAAAGGUCAACCAUCUGGAUGCAAAACUCUUCCUUUGAAGAUGUUCUGAAAUCACAAGAACAUUUCUCAACUGCUUUUCUUCUUCUGCCUUUAGGUGUCAGUCUUUAUACUGCAGUUACAAUCCACAAUUAGCAAAGUAUCCAUUUUGGAGCCAUGUUUCCUUUGUUUCAAUUUGUUUCAAUUUAUUGCCUCCUUUCAGUCCCACAAAUAGUUACAUUAUAAUCCUUUAUAACCAAAAUUGUAAAGAGUGGAGGGGUUGAAAUAAAGUCAGUUAAAAUCCAAUUUUUAAAAUCCUAACCAAUUCCAUUUUCCCCCCUUCUUUUUCUUCCCCCGCUUCUUGAUUGUAAUUAUUAAAAUAGUCAACAAAAACUUUUAAAAUUCUCCAAAGUCAAUUGUAAUUAAAGUGUAUAUUUUCUCCUAUUCAAUUAGAAUUCUUAAAAUAGGUUCCAAACCCUCUUUUUUCAGGUUUUGGGUAUCUUUAAUGAUUUCCUUCCAUUUCCAUUUCUUGCUUCAAUUAGCCGCUGUUCACAGUUUUUCUUAAAAUGCUUAUUGGCAAACUUGCCUUCAAUGCCUCUCUGUGAGCUGAUGAUAACUCACGCAGCUUCAAUAGAUUAUUCAAUAAUUAUGCUUACUCCUCCUGCCCGUUCUUGUGGCCGCCCGACUUCAAGCAGCUGUUGAUGGCUGUGAUCCUCCUCGCUGGGUCAAGGGAAAAGUGCCGGAGCUGCAGGGAAUUUGCAGCUUCCCCAUCCGCUCUGGCGGCUCCCUCAUUCUUCGCAACCCUACAAGUCGGCUAUGGUCCAAGACGGAGCCCCCAUUUCAAGGGGAUUGUUGGAACUCACCCUGGAGCUCCCGGGGUUCGUGUCCGUUUGUCGCGACAUUGGCCACGCCUCCCCAGACUGGUAUCUUCAAAUAGUGUUGCUCUCUAUUUUUUUUCCAUACUAAUAAAGCAUUUUUUAUAUAGUGUCUUUGGAACGAACCAUGUAUCUUAUUUUUCCUAUACCAUAAAAAAGCAUGCCAACCUAAUUGCAGAUAAUAUCCCUCCGAUGUCAAUAACCUUGUAUUUCUCAAUACAAUCCACUCCGGGCAGGUGGGGCUUCCGCUCUUCUUCGGGCUGCCCGGAUGGUUUCUCCUGGUCAGGAGGAAGGCAGCCCUAAGUCCCUGCUCGGUGCCAAGAGGGUCCCAGGCGGAUGCGGAGCUGGACGGGGAUCCUCUUGGCAAAGGGGAGAAGCCUCCCCCCACGGAGGGUAAAGGGGGCUUUUCUUUUAAGGGGGGAUUAUGGGUAAUUAAGUACUUCAAUUGGGGAGGGGGAAAAGGUUCCCCAAUCUAGAAAAUAUCCCCUUUCUGCUUUAUCUAAAUAGAGAAGAAUGAAUAUCCUGGAUUUUAUUGUAAUUCUUUAAUUAUUUUGUUUUUGUUUAUACAAAGCUGGGUAGACUAUCUAAAAAACAUUAUUUCCUUUGUUUUGCUCUGAAGUGCCUGUGAUGUGGCAGCUCUUUCUUGGUGGCUGUUUUAGAAAGGAAACUAGCAAAUGGUAGAUGAACCCUGAGAGAGAAAUCAGAAUCAGAAUAGAGCUGGGAGGGGCUUUGGAGGUCUUCUAGUCUAGCCCCCCUCCUCAAGCAGAAGACCCGGUGCCAUUUCAGAUAAGUGGCUCUCUUCUUAAAAACUUACAGGACUGAAGCACCCACAACUUCUGAAGAAAAGCUGCUCCACUAUAAUCAUAUUGAGUAUCAGGAAAUUUCUCUUAUGUUGCUUCUCUCCUUGAUCAGUUUCCAUCCAUUGUUUCUUCUCCUGCCUCCUGGUGCUUUGGAAAAUAAAUUGACGCUCCUCCUCUUUGUGGCAGCCUCUUAAAUACUGGAUUACUGCUAUCAUGUCCCCCCUAGUACUUCUUUUCUCUUGCUACCAACCUGCCUUCCACUGAGGACCUGUAUACUGCAUGAGUCAAAAAGAGGGCUGUGAAAAUAUUUACAGACCCCUGGCAUCCUGGACAUAAACUGUUUCAACUCCUACCCUCAAAACGACGCUAUAGAGCACUGCACAGCAGAACAACGAGACACAAGAAAAGUUUUUCCCCGAACGCCAUCACUCUGCUAAAUAAAUAAUUCCCUCAACAAUGUCAAACUGUUUACUAAAUCUGCACUACUAUUAAUCUCAUCAUUCCCAUCACCCAUCUCUUUCCACUUAUAACUGUAUCUUUUUUGCUUAUAUCCUUAAAAUUUAUCCUGUAAUUGAUUGUUUCCUGAUUGCUUAAUUGUAGCCUAUGACUAUCAUUAAGUGUUGUAAGUGUUGUAUCUCGAUGAAGGCAUCUUUUCUUUUAUGUACACUGAGAGCAUAUAAACCAAGACAAAUGCCUUGUGUGUCCAAUCACACUUGGCCAAUAAAAAAUUCUAUUCUAUUCUAUUCUAUUCUAUUCUAUUCUAUUCUACCCUACCCUACCCUACCCUACCCUACCCUACCCUACCCUAUUCUAUUCUAUUCUAUUCUAUUCUAUUCUAUAUUAUUAUUCUUUCCAAAACAGGCAAGGAAAGUCAGAUUAAAAUUUAGGUCCUACCCCUGGAGUUUCUUUGCAACCGUCCAAGCAUGUACAAACAGUUUAUUCAUGAACUUCUUUAAAAAUUCCAGAUUGGGUCAACCUUCAUCUUGGGGGUUUUGUACAUUUUGUAUCACAAUAUAAAAAAGAUGUUGAGCCUAAUAAGGGUGCAGGGAAGAGCAACAAAGAUGAUUAGGGAGGGGACUGGCAGCUACAACGAAAAAGGAAAGGUUGCAGGAACUGAUUGUCUAGUCCAGGGGUCUGCAAACUUGGCUCUUUUAAGACUUGUGGAUUUCAACUCCCAGAGUUCCUCAGCCAGCAAAGCAAAGCUGGCUGGGGUAUUCUGGGAGUUGAAGUCCACAAGUCUUAAAGUUGCCAAGGUUGGAGACCCCUGCACUAGACAGUCACUUCUCUGGAAUGAUAGGAUCUCUUGGUUGGGCUAGAAGACCUCCAAGCUCCCAACUCUUAUUCUGAAGAUUUGCUCAUUCGUGGCUUUGAAAGUUAAACAAACCGACCGGUUACCCCACAGUCAGCAAACCACCAUGAAAGGAAAGCUUCUGGCAUGAGUGUUUCCUGAUGCCCCGAAGCGCACAAAAAAGGGGAAAUUGUAGGCUGUCCUGCCUCCAAGUCCUCCCCAACUUUGGGGGAAGCAGGGAGCGAGGAUCCCCAGUCGCCUCUUCCCAAGUGGGGGGGGGGCGGAGGGAGGGAAAGGAUCCCGGCCACUCUGGACUCCAUCCGGCUUGGAAAGAGGCGCUUUCCAAGACGCAGAGGAGGAGAGGAAAGGAGCAGCUAGAGCGUUUGAGGGAGGGGAGCUGAAUGUUUUGCUAAGCUUGGAACCAAGGCAACCUCUGGUGGAGGGAAGAGAGACGGCAAAUUGCCCGCUAAACCCUGCGAGACCACCCUAAAAGGGGUAGAAGUCGAUGAGUUCGCUCCCAAGACAGGAUGAGUUGGGAACUCCGACCCCCGCCGAUGACAGCAAAACUGAAACUGAUUCCGACAAGGACCUUCUGUAAAUCAGAGUGGGGGACCCAUGACCAUCCCAGUGGAAUGACCCCUCCUGCUUGGACUGCCCUGGCUCCAAAAAUGGAAUCCGUGCAUAAAUUGGAGGACAGACGUGUUGCGCAUCUGCUCUAACCAGCAAGGAAAGGGAGGGGGGAGCCCCUAUUGCAUGGCCAAAGUGGCAAGUGAGUUGGCGGUGGCUGCAAUGGAACAUCUGGUGGGAGAGGAAAAGAUCCCAAAAGAGUACCGGGACCUCCGGGAGGUGUUUAGUGAGAAGGCGUUGGAUGCCCCCCCCCCAAUCGACCUACAGACUGUAGCAUAGAAAUCCUUCCAGGGGUAAAGCUCCCUAAACCAAAGAUCUACUGUAGCCCAUGACCCCCCGGGAGCUGAGAGAGCUACGAGACUUUAUUGAUAAAAAUCUAAAACGCUGCUUCAUCCAACAGGCUAGGCCAUGAGUAGCCCACCCAGUGCUAUUCCAGGAAAAAGAAGAAUGGGUCUUUUCAUCUGGUGGUUGACUAUAAGAAUCUAAAUGCCAUAUGUGUGGAAAAUGUUUACCCACUGCCCCUCCUGAAAAACAUGCCCCUGCUCUAAUCUACUAAGAUGGUUUGAAUAUUUGGGGUAUUUGCUAUCCUACCCAAUAUCUGCAAGCCUGAUAAGCAUUUCCUACACUUUAACCCAAUUCAUUGUGAGAUGAUCAUGGCGUGAAUGACUGUCUAAAUGGCCUCAUGAUUGAGGAAAGAGCACAAGUGGCACACAAGAUGAACCUGGGCAAAGGCUCUCCUGGCCAUAACUGCCACCUGCUUAAGCAGUACCUGUUAAGCAGUGCCUGUGAGUCCAGAAGGACUUGGGCACCAGUUUUGAUUAUGAAAACACAGUCCUAUGCAAAACCAAGGAUGUCAGCAACCCUGACCUAGAGGAUCUAAACAGCCACAGCCAUUUAGUCUUGAACCUCAGCCUGUUCUGUCCCAUUCAGUACCAAACAGCUCCAUUGGAUCAGUACACUGACCAUUUUACCCGUGAUACUCAAGAGAUGGCGGAGAUAUAAAGCUGGGGAUCAUCAUCAUACUGAUCCCACACCCCAAACUGGUGGAUGACCUCAUCAGUGAAUUCAUGUUGAUACUAAACAGUGCCAUUCUCUGGUUCCGGCUUUUCCCCAGAGCCUCCGCCAGCUCACCUCAGCCUGGUCAGGGAAUACAACAUUCCUCCACUCCAGCUCUUCCCCAGGCCUCUGCCCACACGUCACUGCCCCCCUGUGGUCUCAAACUAUGCCCCCCUGGGCCGAAGCAAUUGAUUUGGCCUGUGGGCUGCUGUGGUAGGCUGAAGGGCCGCUUGGAUGGGGUGGCAUGAGGCCAGGAAGACCGAAGUGGUUUAGGAAUGGACUGGACGGUGGUCUCUGGUGGUCUCCCAUUCAGAAGAGAAGAGCUGACUUGAGGCUUGGAUGGCAUGUUUUUUAUGAUGCAAUAAAGGUGCCACCAGGAAAACCUUUGGAGGAAGCUUUAAUUGCAGGAUCCCAUCUGGCUCCGUCACCGGGACCAGUAGUUUCAUCUUCUCAGCAUUUGGACUCGUGCUGGAGCUCAUCCUCCUGCCCAUCUUCCAACCUUUUGGCCAAAGUUCUGCUUGUUACAGUUUCCUUGGAUUGAAAGCUGUGGAAGUGAGCAGCCGCUGGAAACUAUGCAGAGGGGGGAACACAUUGGCCAAAGGUCCCUUCAGAGGAAUCUGGGGAGACUCUACAAAUGCUCCAAGUGCGGGAAAUCCUUUGGUCACCGGUCCCUCCUUUUGAUCCACCGGAAGCUGCAUACGGGGAAUGGAUCCCACCUGUGUUUUCAUUGUGGAAACUCCUUUCCUGGAAUGUGGAGCUUUGCCAAACAUCUCCGGAACCACCCUGGACUGAAGCCUUACAAAUGCGGAGAGUGCGGGGAGCAUUUUGCUAAAGGAUCGGACCUUGGAGCCCAUCAGCGAAUCCACCAGGGAAAGAGAUCUCAGGAAUCCUGGAAGCGCUGGGGAAGAUUUCCUGGGAGACGGCGUCUUUCUAGGCCUCAGAACAGCCCAGCUGAAGAGAAGCCCUGCAAGUGUGUGCAAUGUGGGCUGUUCUUUUCUCAAAACUCACAGCUGCUUAAACAUCAACAAAUCCACACCAGAGAGAAACCUUAUCAAUGUCUGGAGUGUGGGAAAUCUUUCCGUUAUAAACAAUUAUUUAGAAAACAUGAGAUUAUUCACACAGGACAGAGUCCUUAUAAAUGCUUUGAGUGUGGAAAAUGUUUCACUCGGAGCUCAUCUCUUUGCCAACAUAAUAAAACACACACAAAGAAGGAAAGCAAAAUGUGUCUAGAAUGUGGGAAAUCUUUUUCCAGGAAAUCAUACCUAAUUCGACAUCAGAGAAUUCACACAGGAGAAAGACCCCAUCAGUGCCCAGAAUGUGGGAUAUAUUUUCAUCAAAAGUCUCACCUAAUUCAACAUCAGAGAAUUCACACUGGGGACAGACCCUAUCAAUGCCCAGAAUGUGAGAAAAGAUUUGUGGACUCUGCUAUACUUCGGAGCCACCAAAGGACACAUACGGGAGAAAAACUAUACAAAUGUAAUGAUUGUGAUAAAUGUUUUUCUUUGAAAAAAUCUCUUUUUCAACAUCAGAGUAUCCAUACAGGGGUGAAGCCCUUUAUGUGCAUCGAGUGUGGAACAUUUUUCCGUACAAUACAAAGCCUCCGAAGUCAUGAGAAUGUUCACAGAGGGGAAAAAAAGUUCAAAUGUUUAGAAUGUGGGAAAUCAUUUGCUCAUUCAUCAUCCUUUAGAAUUCACUGCCAAAGUCAUACCUAA